This is a messenger RNA of Epinephelus fuscoguttatus (brown-marbled grouper), 2481 nucleotides long. Its product is annotated as mediator of DNA damage checkpoint protein 1-like. The record is from RefSeq and is a predicted model, not a curated record. Lineage: Eukaryota; Metazoa; Chordata; Actinopteri; Perciformes; Serranidae. The coding region runs from base 1 to 2481 and encodes 826 amino acids. The transcript has 5 exons.
AUGACGUCACGUGAUGCUCGCGCUGUGUCAAAACAUCUGGCUGCUCUGCGACACUUUGAUCCUUUAAUUUACCGGGAGCAGACCGUCACGCGGAACUCCGUUCAGAAACCUGUCGUUUGUACCGUGUGUCCGGCUGCAGGGACACCUGUCCAGGUGACAGAGGACCCGUCACUGUCCCUUCACUCUUCACCUCAGGGUGCGUUCAAUAAACCCCCCAACACUCCUCCUCCAGUUCACAUCAACAUGACCGACACAUUUCCUCCUCACUGCCGCGGUGGAACAUCCCGCGGAGGGCGGCUGCUGAACAUCCCAGCUACACCAGAACAUCCCAACUACACCAGUACGUCAAAGCUGCACCAAUACAUCCCAACUACACCAGAACAUCCCAGCUACACCAGUACGUCAAAGCUGCACCAGAACAUCCCAGCUGCACCAGAACAUCCCAACUACACCAGAACAUCCCAACUACACCAGAACAUCCCAGCUACACCAGAACAUCCCAACUACACCAGAACAUCCCAGCUGCACCAGUACAUCCCAGCUGCACCAGUACAUCCCAGCUACACCAGUACAUCCCAACUACACCAGUACAUCCCAGCUGCACCAGUACAUCCCAGCUGCACCAGUACAUCCCAGCUGCACCAGUACAUCCCAGCUACACCAGUACAUCCCAACUACACCAGUACAUCCCAGCUGCACCAGUACAUCCCAACUACACCAUACAUCCCAGCUACACCAGAACAUCCCAGCUACACCAGAACAUCCCAGCUACACCAGUACAUACCAACUACGCCAGUACAUCCCAGCUACACCAGUACAUACCAACUACACCAGUACAUCCCAACUACACCAGUACAUCCCAGCUACACCAGUACAUCCCAGCUACACCAGUACAUCCCAACUACACCAGAACAUCCCAACUACACCAGUACAUCCCAGCUACACCAGAACAUCCCAGCUACACCUGUACAUCCCAACUACACCAGUACAUCCCAACUACACCUGUACAUCCCAACUACACCAGAACAUCCCAGCUACACCUGUACAUCCCAACUACACCAGUACAUCCCAACUACACCAGUACAUCCCAGCUACACCAGUACAUCCCAACUACGCCAGUACAUCCCAACUACACCAGUACAUCCCAGCUACACCAGUACAUCCCAACUACGCCAGUACAUCCCAGCUACACCUGUACAUCCCAGCUACACCAGUACAUCCCAACUACACCAGAACAUCCCAGCUACACCAGUACAUCCCAACUACACCAGAACAUCCCAGCUACACCAGUACAUCCCAACUACACCAGAACAUCCCAACUACACCAGAACAUCCCAGCUACACCAGUACAUCCCAACUACACCAGAACAUCCCAACUACACCAGAACAUCCCAACUACACCAGAACAUCCCAGCUACACCAAACAUCCCAACUACACCAGAACAUCCCAGCUACACCAGUACAUCCCAACUACACCAGAACAUCCCAACUACACCAGAACAUCCCAGCUACACCAGUACAUCCCAACUACACCAGUACAUCCCAACUACACCAGAACAUCCCAACUACACCAGUACAUCCCAACUACACCAGAACAUCCCAACUACACCAGAACAUCCCAACUACACCAGAACAUCCCAGCUACACCAGUACAUCCCAACUACACCAGAACAUCCCAGCUACACCAGAACAUCCCAGCUACACCAGUACAUCCCAACUACACCAGAACAUCCCAACUACACCAGAACAUCCCAGCUACACCAGUACAUCCCAACUACACCAGAACAUCCCAACUACACCAGAACAUCCCAGCUACACCAGUACAUCCCAACUACACCAGUACAUCCCAACUACACCAGAACAUCCCAACUACACCAGUACAUCCCAACUACACCAGAACAUCCCAACUACACCAGAACAUCCCAACUACACCAGUACAUCCCAGCUACACCAGUACAUCCCAACUACACCAGAACAUCCCAACUACACCAGAACAUCCCAGCUACACCAGUACAUCCCAACUACACCAGUACAUCCCAGCUACACCAGUACAUCCCAACUACACCUGUACAUCCCAGCUACACCAGUACAUCCCAGCUACACCAGUACAUCCCAACUACACCAGUACAUCCCAACUACGCCAGUACAUCCCAACUACACCUGUACAUCCCAGCUACACCAGAACAUCCCAGCUACACCAGAACAUCCCAACUACACCAGAACAUCCCAGCUACACCAGUACAUCCCAGCUACACCAGUACAUCCCAACUACACCAGAACAUCCCAGCUACACCAGUACAUCCCAGCUACACCAGUACAUCCCAACUACACCAGUACAUCCCAACUACGCCAGUACAUCCCAACUACACCUGUACAUCCCAGCUACACCAGAACAUCCCAGCUACACCAGAACAUCCCAACUACACCAGAACAUCCCAGCUACACCACAGCGUCACCGUGUCUCCUCAGCAGGAACAUUAA